This is a messenger RNA of Nylanderia fulva, 2281 nucleotides long. RefSeq lists its product as uncharacterized. The record is from RefSeq and is a predicted model, not a curated record. NCBI's taxonomy places the organism in Eukaryota, Metazoa, Arthropoda, Insecta, Hymenoptera, Formicidae. Gene Ontology annotation, molecular function: DNA-binding transcription factor activity, RNA polymerase II-specific. Gene Ontology annotation, cellular component: nucleus. Gene Ontology annotation, biological process: regulation of transcription by RNA polymerase II.
AGCUCAAGCCUCGUUCGCGCGCUUCGGUUACCUCGCGCAGCUGCAGCACAGUGCAGCGCAGCUGAUGCGUAAAGAUGGCCGGCAUACCGAUACAAACGGAUAGGCUCGCAACGUCUGGUCCAUACGUAUCGCGGGAUUAGUAUGAAGACGUAUCAUCAGCGCACAUAAUCAAGAAGAUCAUCCGGCAUGAAGCGUAAUCGGAGAUAAGAAACAUCGUCCAAUCGGAGGGACCACAUUCUCCGAGAGCGAUAAAUUUGCUUUGUCCUAGGAGCGACGAGAUGAGCGUGAUAGAAACGACGCAGCAGGAUGCAGUGAUCACUUUUUUCUCUACAAUGAUAUUCCUUGUAUGGCGAUCGUGCGGAUAUUAUAGACACUACGGAUAUCACAGACAUAGUACAUGUCAUUGUGAUUAGAGUUAAAAUUUUGUAACAGAUAUAUAUCAGGGCCUAUCUCUCUCUUCAACAGCUGUUGAGUAAUAUCAUGGCUUAUGACUCGCGUAACGUGAAAUAUUCCCCAAACACUCAUGCUCAUCAGCAUCCUACUCGACCUAACAUGACUGGGUAUGCUUACUCUGGCCAUCCACCGCAGCACUUUCAACAGACUGACGAGAACAGAAAUGAGAACAACUUGUGUAGCACCAAGGAGCACUGUCCACCAAUCUCACAGCAGUCAUCAGGCACACAGACAGUGCAGAAAGUUGAUGCUGCGACUAUGACAGAUCCUCUGCAGAUUGAUUUUAGACUCACUUCCGAAUACCUGGCACGUUGCUCCAGUACAUUAGGUUUGCCAUAUGUACCUAAAUACGAGGACAGCAGUAAUAAUUCUACGCAUAGCUGUCAAGCAGUGAGGCCAAAAAUUGAAUUUGAGAUUGAACCGCAGCAUAUUAAUGGUAUGUUGAUUUAUCAUUGUCCCGAGUGCGCGUAUAGAUUCGAUGAUCGGGAGGCGCUCCACGAACAUCUGGAAGACCAUAAACAGAGGCCACAUAUUUGUGAUAUUUGUGGGGCAAGCUUGAAACGGAAGGAGCACUUGGAUCGUCACAAGCAAGGUCAUAAUAAGGAUAGGCCUUAUCAAUGUAGCAUGUGUUGUAAAGCGUUUAAACGUAACGAGCACUUGGCGCGUCACAUGAUCACUCAUUCAGGUAGCAAGAAUCAAAUUUGUACCGAGUGCGGCAAAGCUUUCUAUAGGAAGGAUCAUUUGAAGAAACAUUUGCAAAGUCACAAUAGCGGUCGAGGCAAGCAUUUAAAUAUUUCGCAAAAUAAUCAGAAUGAUCAGCAACCGGGCGAUGAAGGACUGAGUGGUUUUGCAAUGAUGAUGAGACAGACGGGACCUCCCCCGUUUUCAAUUUUACGGACUUAGUUAUUUACAUCUAUAACGAUUGUGUAACAUAUAUUCUUAUCUCCGUCUAUAAGCCAAGGUCGUUUCACUAUUUCGAUGAUUUAAUUCUGUAAGAUUUAAUACGAAUUUAAUGAGCUUUAUCGAAUAUACUUAACUUUGCGGAAUAAUCGUUAAUAAUAUAAGAAUAAAAUAAUUGUUAAAAUAUAAUAUAAGAAUCCAUGUUCCUAAGGGAGUAUAUCUUAUUACUAUAUACUUUGUCAAUAAGUAGGCGAGAUUACGAUAAUGUUACAAUUUUGUAAUAUCCUUUAUAAUACACUAUAUGUGUAGGAGGUUGUCUAUAUUAAGAAUGUACCUGUUGAGAUUUUUUGAACUUGAAUAAGUUUGCGUUAAAAUUCAAAAUAAUCGUUAUUAUCAAUGAUCUUUUUUAUAUAGUAUUAUUUAUUCUUUAAAAAAAAAGGAAAAAGGUUGGUCUCUUCUAAGAUUGUAAUUCCAACAAAUGUUUUUUUAUAAAUCGUGCGUUUAAUACGAGCAGUCAGAACACAGUUUAUUUUAUUUCUAGACUGAUCGUUUUAAAUUAGAUUUAAACUUGAUUAUUUUUUAAGAUUUGCUAUUCAUUGUUUAUUAUUCAGAGCGAUAGUAAUCUUUGUUGCAUUAAAAAAUAUAUAAAUUUAGUAGGCGUUAGAGGACAAUAGAAAUGGAUUAUGGCAUGAAGUGCGUUAGUUGUUUAUAUAAUAUUGAUGACAAUAGUAAAACGGAGAGAAUAAUUACCAACAUACUUGGCAAUACAACGCAAUAAGAUAAUUCUCAAAUUUGUUAGCUUCUUUGUCUUUUGCGUUUGAAUUAGAAAAACAAGGGUAAUCUCCGCACAUCAAAUUGGGAGACUAAAAUUACAGCGUAAUAUUGUAAAACGCUAAUAUUGUAGAAAUAAAAAUCUGCAAUUUUUACA